GGACGUCUGCUGGCCGCGGAGUCGCGCAUUGCGGAGCUGGACCAGCUGCGCAACCGGCAGGCGGUUCUGGUGCGCGCGGCGCUGCUGAGGUGCGACGAGAAGCUUCUGGGGGGCAACGUCCCCCUCGCCAGGAAGCAGCUGGUACGUGACGUCAGCACCAAUGUGUGGACGGGACAGUCUGGCUGCCGACUCGUCCGGCCUGAUGUUGACUUGGGGGGGGGUGGAUUGACGACCACCCACCUUGGAAGGCACCACAUGACUCCCCCUCCCCAACGAUUUGUGUAGCGGGCAUCACAUAAUGUUCGAUCGGCAGCAGCCCAACGACCCUCCUCGGAGGAUUUGGGCAAUUCUAAACGAUGACUUGAUUAUCGAGGCAGUCGUCGAAUAAUUUGAUAAUCGAUUAGUUGUUAUUCCAUUGGGCACUACGUGCCCUACGAUUGGCCGGCGACCAGUCCAGGAUCGGCUCCGGCGCACCCGCGACCCGAAUGAGGACAACCGACAUAGAAAACGGUCGCAUGGUGUUAAAAGCUGUGGGUCCCCCUCCCCCACGUCAGCAUUUAGACACGUCCAACCGCUGGAAUUAGACGGCGGUCAUGUGACUAUUUUGUUAGUGUUGCUUACAUGAGUUUGGAUAAGCAUCGCAAAUCUCUUCCAAGUGGGGGGGGGGGGGCAUGAUCGAUCAUGCUCGUGAUACAUUAGCGUAACGAGAGAUCAGGUGUGAUGCAGGAAAUUAUUGAAUUUCACUGAAUUGCUCUCUUUUGUCUAUUGACUACAAAUAUGGUUUAAAUUUUUUGGGGGGUGGGGGCGUCAAUGACUUGGUCUCUAUGGCCGUGCGAAUAGCAGGGUUUACUGUAGCUUUGUUCAUCUUUCUUUGCACAGUCAGUGGCGGCUGGUCGAUAGAGGACGCCACUGCUGCUGAGUCACAGCAGUUGAUAGGAAGUCGGCUCGCUUUGCGUCUGAAACUUGCCUUCUUUUACCAUUGACAAGCGCGUCAAUAACAGGCGUCAAAUCCUGAGCAGCAGCCAAUUUUUCAAAUGGGCCCAAUUGCACCCCCUGAAUGGCCGGUCCUGGCCUGCGGGCUGUACAUUUGACUUCCCUGCCUUAGAGGGCACAAACUGAUGGCUGAAGGUUCAGCAGGAUUUUCUGAUAGACAACAGAGUUCAUUGUUCCAUUGAUCACAGUAAGUCAUCCAGGUCCUUAAGAAGUCAAGCAGCCCCACACCUUCACACUACCACCACCACGUUUGACGUCAUGAUGUCGUUUUUAUCAGAUGCUGUGCUUUUUUUUUUUUUUUUUUUACGCCGGGUGUGAACACCUUUAAAUAAGUUCAAUUUUUGUCUCGUCAGUCCACAGAAUAUUUUUGCAAAAGUCUUCAGGAUCAUCAGAAUGGUUCUGGCCAAACCGGUGUUUGCAUAGGAGGGACGCCGGCCUGGUCGGUCAGCUCCACGAGUUGGACCGUCAGAUCAAUGAGCUGCGACUGGACGGCGAGGAAUCACGUGGCCAGAUGGAGACGUCGCAUGCCCAGCAAGAAGCAGACAGCCAGGCCAGUUCAGGUUUCUACGAGCUGAGCGACGCCGCCUCGUCGUCCAAUUCGUCCAACUCCAUCUUGGGCGAGUGUUUCCGUUGGACGGCCGACCCGGACGGAUUCCGCCCCGCCGAUGACGAGGCCGGCUGUUCCACGUGUGACUCCUCAAGUCCCAGUUCUGCCUUAAACUCCCCCUCCUCCCCGUCAAAGCCCCGCUGUAACGUUUUGGUCCCAAAAAUGAGCGAGGCGGUCCGGCCCCCGGGUCCGGCGACCGUGGGGGCGCCCUGGAAUCGGUCCCGAGUCUCUCUACAGGCGUUGAUCGCAAGCAAGGAAUCGGCCACACCCGCCACCUACCCUCCUAUCGUACGACAGAGCUGCUCUUGGCCCGCCCACAGACACUCUGACAGCUACAUCUCCCGUCUGCUUCGGCGCCGAGCGCCACCCGCUCGCGCCGUCUGCCCCGGGACCAACGCGGGCUGUGGCCCAGAUUGGCAGGGCAGAGGUGACGGUACCCGGCGACACCCUUUGCCCGCAACACAGGUGUCCCACACGAAGCACGUCGACCUCUCCCAGGGCGGGAUAAAGGUCCCUGGACCGAAUGCAAAAAUGGCCGCCACUCAUAAGCGAACUCUGGAACCAGCCGCGCUCACAAGGUCCCACCCAAAUCCAGACCAAACAGCACGGCGAGAGCAGAGUCAGCGGCGUCAUCGCAAGCACGCCGCCCCCAAGAGCCGCCACUCGGACGGGGGCAGAAUCAAGUCCCGAAUGCGGGGACUGGAAGACACGGGCGCCGCCCCCCUGACAGCCUGCGGGAGAGCCAAACGACCACCCCGCGUGUCCACCCCGGAUGUACAUCGCCGUGGAAACUGCCACCGCCGUCACAUCACCAGGUCCGAGCGGGACCGCCACCGCCCGUCACGAGCCGGCCGGGAUGCGUUCGCGUGCACGAGAACGGUCGAACCUGCUCGCGAGCAGGUGACAGGAAGUGACCCGGAGUAUUCUGCAGAGUGCUCAUCCGGUCGGGCUGCUGCCGGCGUCACGGGAGAGCGCCGGUGCGACGAGGACGCCGCCCGGGGGCCCAGCUUACAGGCCUUCGUCAAGAUCAAAGCCUCUCACCGGCUCAAGAGGAAGAUCCUGCGCUUCCGUUCGGGCUCGCUCCGACUCAUGACCACCGUGUAAGCGCCCGGCGUCCAUCUUCGAAGCAUCGCCCGAAGACGGCCGUCGGCUCGGGAAGCCCUUUGAGGGGCGGGUUCAGACAUAGCCAAUUGGAUUGGCCGGACGAGUGCCUGUGAAGCACCGCCGUUAAGUCCAAACGUGAAAGGGAAAGUAUCCGACGUGACGUUAGCAUGUUAGCUUAGCACACGCCCACGACUGUUAAAUGCAUCCGGUCUCUGGAAAUGUGCCUGAGCAAAAAAAAAAAUCCCUCCCACUUCCUCUUCUCCGCUUAGCUUAGCUCAUUAGCUUGGCAACCAUCUUAACAACAGCGAUGUCUGUGUUUAUCGGGACAAAUUUGCAGUUUUCAAAAAAACACUUCAUCAUCACAUGUAAAUUGUCCGGGAGUAUUAUUAAAGUCUUAUCAAAAAUCA
This is a messenger RNA of Phyllopteryx taeniolatus (common seadragon), 3111 nucleotides long. It is a transcript of the gene dact1, whose product is annotated as dishevelled-binding antagonist of beta-catenin 1. The coding region runs from base 1505 to 2704 and encodes 399 amino acids. Gene Ontology annotation, biological process: negative regulation of canonical Wnt signaling pathway; regulation of Wnt signaling pathway, planar cell polarity pathway; negative regulation of JNK cascade. NCBI's taxonomy places the organism in Eukaryota, Metazoa, Chordata, Actinopteri, Syngnathiformes, Syngnathidae. Gene Ontology annotation, cellular component: cytoplasm. The transcript is spliced from 5 exons. The record is from RefSeq and is a predicted model, not a curated record.